UCGUGUUUGUCGUUUGCCAUUGGGAACAUGGCAAGUUUUCAAUUCAAGAUUUUGGCCUUCCUGGCCGGACUUCUAGUUUUGGUUGGCGAGGCUAACUCCGCCCUACACCGAAUACCCAUUCAGAGAUCGCCAAACUUCAAGCGCAGCCACAAAAAUAUUGUGGCAGAAAGGGAUUUUGUUCAGCAGAAAUACAGUCGCCAGUACUCCGCCAAUAGAUAUCCCACGGAGCACCUAUCCAACUUCGAUAAUUUUCAAUAUUACGGAAACAUUAGCAUUGGAACCCCUGCCCAGUACUUUUUGGUACAAUUCGACACCGGUUCCUCCAACCUUUGGGUGCCGGGAAGCUCGUGUAACAGCACAGCGUGUCAGGAUCACCAGGUCUUCUACAAAAAUCAAUCCAGUAGCUAUGUGGCCAACGGAACGACCUUCUCCAUAAUCUACGGAACUGGCAGUGUUUCUGGUUAUCUAUCCGUGGACAGUGUAGGCUUUGCUGGCCUGACGGUGCAAAGUCAGACGUUCGGUGAGGUAACCACCGAGCAGGGAACCAACUUCGUAGAUGCCUACUUCGAUGGAAUACUGGGCAUGGGAUUUCCGUCUCUGGCCGUGGACGGAGUCACCCCCACGUUUCAGAACAUGAUACAGCAGGGUCUUGUUCAAAGCCCAGUGUUUUCAUUUUUCCUGAGGGACAACGGCAGCGUAACCUUCUACGGAGGUGAACUUAUUCUGGGCGGUUCUGAUUCCUCGCUUUACAGUGGUUAUCUCACCUAUACGGAUGUCAUUGAGACUGCAUAUUGGAAGUUCCAAACGGAUUAUAUCAAAAUCGGUAGUACUUUCAUUAGCACCUUUGCCGCGGCCAUUGCGGAUACUGGAACAUCUCUGAUUAUAGCUCCGCUAUCGCAAUAUGCUCAGAUUUCUCAAUUAUUUAAUGCUGAUUCGGAGGGAGUUUUUCAAUGCAGUUCCACCACUUCUUACCCGGAUCUAAUAAUCAACAUUAACGGCGUGGACUUCAGGAUCCCAGCCAAGUAUUACAUCAUCCAGGAAGGAUAUUACUGUUCGCUGGCCAUUCAAUCCAUUAACCAGGACUUCUGGGUCAUGGGAGAUGUGUUUCUGGGUCGUUUUUACACUGAGUUCGAUGUGGGCAAUCAAAGGCUGGGAUUCGCGCCGGUAAACUCAGCAGUUUCCCUGCGGCAAGUGCAUCUGUGGCGCCUCUUGACUUUACUGCUGGCUUGUGGAAUUUGGAAGCUGAGAAAUUAGUUAAAUUUUUUUUUUUUUUUUUUAAGUAUUUACCAAAAUUGAAAUUAAAAUCUAAAGUAUUUAUAAAUCGAACCAUCCCUAAACCCACCGACUUUGAAAUGUACAAAAGAAAUUGAAAUAUAUAGAUAGUUUACUUAGUCAUGGCUCUUAUGACUGGACAA
Messenger RNA from Drosophila santomea, 1415 nucleotides. RefSeq names its product lysosomal aspartic protease. Bases 28 to 1254 code for a protein of 408 amino acids. Lineage: Eukaryota; Metazoa; Arthropoda; Insecta; Diptera; Drosophilidae. Gene Ontology annotation, cellular component: lysosome. The transcript has a single exon. The record is from RefSeq and is a predicted model, not a curated record. Gene Ontology annotation, biological process: proteolysis; cell death. Gene Ontology annotation, molecular function: aspartic-type endopeptidase activity.